AUGUCGUCAAAGGAGAACCCAGGCUCUGACAGAUACAAAUUCCUGCGAGGGACAGCGAUGCUGGUGAUCUGGGGCGGCGUUGACGACAAGACGACGGACGAAGACGACCUUAAUGCCUGGUGGACGAACGAGCAUCUCCCCGAACGACUUGCCAUUCCCGGCUUUCAGCGAACGCGGCGAUUCCAUGCCCUGCAAAAUGGCCAAUCGCAAUACCUCGUCUGGUACGAAGUGUCAUCCCUAGACACGCUCACAUCGCGGGCGUACAUGGCGGCGUUGAACAAUCCCACCCCGGCCACGAAGAAAUUCAUGCCCUGGCUUGCGUCCAUGAAUCGUUCAGCUUGCCGGGUUUUAUUCUCUGAUUCACGCCCUGAAUUCGCCAAAUCUGCUGGUGGCGGCAUGGGUGCUUCGAUCGCCCAUAUCGUCUUUCAGGCACCGUCAUCUGUAGAAUUGAGAGAACAACUGCGUAGUUGGAUUGUGGAAACGGUCUGGCCGACUCUGUCACACCAUCACAGCCCUCUAGCGCUUCAUCUGCUAGAGCAUGAUCACGAGGCCACUCAGUCCGGGAGCUCAACCAAAUCGUAUGAGGAAGUACGGUUUCAGACGUCGAAGAGUAAGAACCAGUGCCGAUGGAUGAUAUUGAUAGAGUUUGCGGAGCCCGUUGGGGCCCCAUUCGCGAAACAUCGAGGGUUGACAGAAAAUCUCGUCGAGCAGAUGGAAAAAUUCGAGAUGCGGGACGUUGAGACGCGUUUCUAUGGGCUCAUCUGCGCAAUGAACGAGUGA
This is a messenger RNA of Rhinocladiella mackenziei CBS 650.93, 780 nucleotides long. RefSeq lists its product as uncharacterized. The record is from RefSeq and is a predicted model, not a curated record. The transcript has a single exon. Lineage: Eukaryota; Fungi; Ascomycota; Eurotiomycetes; Chaetothyriales; Herpotrichiellaceae. The coding region runs from base 1 to 780 and encodes 259 amino acids.